AUGUGUCUUUCGCUCGAUUAAUGAACAUAUCUGAUUUCAUUUUUAUCUUGACAGUUGAGCAAAAGUUUGACUCUUAGGAGACAUCAGUUGUUUUAUCUGAUACAAUGAAAAUCUUAGAGAGGAGUUAUUAUCAUUCUACUGGUUAGUCAUACAACAUAUUUUCCUCACCAGGUAAAAUAGCAGUCGAUAGAUUGACUGCUUUAAUCAAGUUGUGACGUUCUGUAUAGUAACAGCAUAAACUCAACAACGAUGAUAAAAAAAGUGGUGAAAGCAAUUAUUUUGGGAGCUCCUGGAUCAGGAAAAGGGACAAUUUCAGAACGAAUCCUGAAAGAUUUUUCAAUGAAGCACUUAGCCAGCGGAGAUUUAUUAAGGUCUCAGAUUUUAAAAGGAACAGAUAUUGGAGUCUCUGCAAAGAAAUACAUUGACAAAGGUCAGUUGGUACCUGAUAACUUGGUGCUUCAGUUGAUUCUUGAAACUGUACAACGCCAUAAAGAUGAUACAUGGCUCUUGGAUGGUUUUCCAAGAACUCUAAAUCAAGCAGUCACUCUAGACAAAAUACAACCGAUUAAUUUUGUAAUCAACCUCAAUGUUCCUUUUGAUAUCAUCAUAGAACGAAUUAAGGGAAGGUGGAUUCAUAUGCCAAGUGGUCGAGUUUACCAUACUGAGUUUAAUCCACCCAAAGUGAAAGGAAUUGAUGAUGUCACUCAGGAACCUCUCGUCCAAAGAGAAGAUGAUAAACCAGAAACUGUAAGGCAUCGUCUAAAUGUCUAUAAGGAGUUAACUCAACCAGUUUUGGAUUUUUACAGAAAGAAUCAAUUACUGGAAGAAUUCACUGGUAACUCAACACCAGAAAUCUGGCCCAAAGUUCGACAAUUUAUAUCAACUAAAAUCGAGCCAGUCCAGAAAACUGAAUAUAAGUAAUUGUUUAUGGAAAUAAGACUUCUUUUGAAGGAAAAACGUUAUUGAUGAAUGAAAAUUUUUAUUCUGUAGAAAGCUUUUUAUUCUAUAGAAAAUUUAAACACUCGUCCAAAUUCCAUUUCAGUGCCACUAUAUUUUGUAUACAUUUUAUUCUAUUUUUGUUUUUUUUUAUAAUUUUUUUCUGAAGUAUAUAUUAAGGGUCCAAACAGAUUUGCUAACCAUUUUUGUAGAUUUGCUAACCACAUAUUAUACAUUGUUAUAGUUUUUAUGGAACAACGUGAUUCUUUGAGAAAUAUAUAUAUACAAAAUUAUAUAUAUAUAUAUAUGUAAUUUUUGUAAGUCAUCUUGCCAGACAUUCAAAAUUUUGUAAACAUUUUUUUCUGUUUUGUUUAUGAAAUCUAAGUAAAACAAAUGUGUAUUUUUAGAGAUCAGAUGAAGUGUAUUUUUAGAGAUCAGAUUUUAUUUAGCUUACACCGGUAAAUGGUUCCAAGUCAUGUGACUAAACUCAAAAAAUGACAUAUCACAAGUAAAAACUUUAUCUUAUAUUUGUUUUAACAAAUAGUUUGUACAUAUUUUCACAUGUAUCUUAUUUGAUCUGUUACUUCAGUAUUGGGUUUUAGGUUUUUAUGCUUUCAGAUAUAUUCACUGGUUCUGACAUAUUGUCUGAUCAAUCGACUGAAGUUGAGCUUCCUUUUUUUUUUCUAUUAAUUUCUUUAAAAAAAAAUGAUGUAAACUCAAAAAAGAUACAACUCGAAAUGAUGUAAGUUGAGGCAUGCCUGUAUAUUAUUUUUACAGAGAGAUUAUUCUGAUUUUAUAUCAGUAAUACCAAACCAUUACCAUAUUGGUCUUCUUAUUGUCUAUUCCUUGUCAUUACAUUCACUUAUCUUACUAAUACUUUUGAGAAAGGCAUGAGCGUCAUGCAAUCUCAUUUCAACUAUAAAUAUAGAUAGCUUUGUGUGUAUAAAAGAUUGUUGUUAUUGCUAUUAUUGUAGUAUGCAAUAGAACAAAAGUUAAAGUUCUUGGAAAGACAAAAAUUGGUUUUGAUGUUUUGAUUGACAUAAUCUUACCUUAUUAACAACCCUGGGAAAAGCAUGACGUCACAGUAUAUCAUUUACCUCAUUUCUUAAGAUAUAAUUAUCUUUGUUCUCAUUCAACCUUAUUGUUAUUGCUGUGGCAAAUGUUGUUAUAAGAGGUACAAUCUCACUGAGCCAAGACUGUAGUGUGAUUUUAGUUUCUGGUUGAAGCCAUUCUAUUUUACUUCUACCAUUAGUGCCCUUAGGAAAGGCAUGCACCUCACAACUUCUUAUUGUCUGCUUUUUUAAAAUGUGGGACGCAUGUGCUUUGUGGAAAAACUACCUCUAAUAUUCCAUUGAAUGUUAUCUCUCUAAUGAAGUAAUUAAAGUUACAGUCAACUGGGCUUCAGAAGAGUUUAAAAAAAAUUUUUAAAUUUUUUAUAUAGUACCAAAUUUUGAAGUGAAGAAAAUGCUUAUUGUAAGAAUUCUAGUAAGGGAUUGGUACACAUGUUGUCAAUUUUGGUAUGAUUGAAGUUAGUUUUGAUUUAUACAUAAUUCAAUCUCAGACAGUAUAGAUGGCCAAAAAUAAACCCUGAAAUGUAUCAGGUAAUCAUUAUGACUUUGUUAGGCCAGCAACAAGUUAUUGAGUUUAUGAAGAUUGUUUAAAUCUACAUAAUUGUAAGAAAGCAUGAAAAUGUAUGUUUUGUAGAAGAAAAUUACAGAAGCUAUAAAACAGUAAAGUAAAUCCCUUAGACAUUACUGUUGCAAGUCCUAGGAUUCAUGGGGUUAGUUAUCUGGUUUCUAUAGUGUAUAAGUGACUGAGAUUACAGCAUUUUCACUGAAUGGGAUGCUAGUCCAUUGCAGAGUUGGUCAUUAACAAAUGAAUGAACUGGAGCAAUGUGAGAUGAUGUUUUUCUCAAGAACACAAUGCACCAUUGGUCUGGGAACCAAAACCAUAAUCUUAUAAUCAUGAGUGCAACACCCUAACUACUAGUCCACAUACCUUCUGCUAUAAAACUUGACAACUAUAGUAAGACUAAACUCAAAUGUAUGCAGUUAAUGAAUGAGGCAAGUAGAGGAAAACUAGAAAUUCCUAUUGAGCUGUGGUCUGUGACACUACUGUAUGUAAUUCAUAGAGAUUUAUAAUUCUGUUUUUUUUUUUUUUUAUCACUGCUUCGAGAAAGAUCUGAAUGUCUGUUAUACAAUCUUUUUUUACAUUCCUGUAUAAGAUCUGAUUUGUUUUUCCUAUGACAGGGAUUAUUAUUAUUCAAAGAUCUUAAGGCAGCAAACUGGCGGAAUCAUUUGUGCAGUGGACAAAAUGCUUAGUGACAUUUCUUUUGGCAUUAUGUUCUGAGUUCAAAUUCCACUGAGGAGAGGGCAGUUUUGUUUUUGAUCCUUUCAUGGGUCAAUAAGAUAAGUUGAUCACUGGGGUUGAUGUAAGUGACUUACCUCCUCUCUCUAAAUUUGCUGGCCUUGUGCCAAAAUUUUAAAUUAUAUUAACAGUGUUGAGCUGAUAUAACCGUUAGCAUGCUGGACAAAAUGCUGCUAAGUAUUUUGUUCGUCUUCACAUUCUGAGUUCAAAUUCUACCAAGUUGACUUUGCCUUUCAUACUUUCAGGAUCAAUAUAACAAAUACCUGAGCACUGGGGUCAAUGUAAUCGACUAGCCCCUUUCCCCAAAAUUUCAGGCCUUGUGUAGAAAGAAUUAUUAUUAUAGACUUAGCACCUUCUGAGAUAUCCCAAGUAGACAAUUCCUAUUUCGUUAUGUAAGUAUAUUAAAUUUUUUCUCGUGGAAUUGUUUUAAUGCAAACAAAAGCUUUGUGUAACGCCUGAUUCAAGCUUUCACUGAGACUCUCCGCAAAGUUGUAUAAGAAGUAUGGCAAUGGGUCUAGUUUAGGAAUAAAAUGUUCUAUUCCUUAUGUCUUCCUAGCUAAGGCUAACGAUAGGCUGAUGAUAAAUACCUUUUAAUAUAGUCAUAUUUCCUUAAAUUGUUUUACUAAGGUAGAAACUUAGGAGCCUAAUCUAUUAUCUUAUAUAGAUUUUCCAUCCAUUUUGGGUGACUUCCUUGAUUUUAUACGUUUGCAUAUUAUUUAUGUAAUUUUUUUAUAUUUGUUGAAUGCGUUUUCAAUCAUUAACCACUCAAUCAUGAAGCCAAGGAUUAAGGAAAACUAAGUUAUGUCCCUUAACUAAUAUAUAUAUGAAUAUAUGGAAGUUGAUUUAUGAAGUAUGAAUAUUGCUUGUUCUUGGGCUACAAAGCCAAGAGAUAAACUACAUGUAUACACACACACACAUACAUACAUACAUACAUACAUAAUAUAUGCAUAUAUAUAUAUAUAUAUAUAUAUAUAUAUAUAUAUAUAUAUAUAUCAUGGACUCUCCCAUCGUUGGACGAUGUAGGAGGGUUCAACAAGAAAUUGCCAAACAACCACACAGAUGAUUUAUUUAUAAUGAUCAAAUGUUUGUGUACAUAUAAGCUCAUUCCCUCCAUCAAAUCGACAUUACCUGUACAGGUGCACCGUGUGCCACAUGUCAGAUGACGAAAUGAUUGCAAAGCAACGUGAAAUGUAGUGCUUUGCUCCAGAACACAAUGCAACGCCUGGUCUGGGAAUUGAACCCAUGAUCUUGCGAUCAUGAGUGCAACACCCUAACUACUAAGCCAUGUACGUUCACACACACACACACACACACACACACACACACACAUACACACACACACAUAUAUAUACAUAUCCUUCUAUUUAUAAACGCUAAUGAUAGGGUAGCUGCUGAAGGAUCUAUUCUCACUGGCUGCUGCUGCUGAGGUAGUUUUUCAUCUCUGAUAUUUAUUCUGUUUUUUACACAGCAUGUUCAUAAGAGAUGUUAUUUUAGAACUAAUAUCAGUUAUAUUUUUAUAUUGUUGAGCAGUAUAUUACUGAUUAUGGCAUAUAACCAAUGGCAAUAUUUGAUUGAUUAUAUAUACAGUGUAUAUAUAUAUAUUAUCUUGUAUUGUUUCAGCCAAUUGACUGUGGCCAUGGUGGGACACCUCUUUGAAAGGUUUUAGUUGAACAAAUUGAUCCAGAACUUAUUUCUUUUAAAGCCUAGUACUGAUUCUAUUGGUCGUUUUUGCCAAACCGCUAAGUUAUGGGGACAAACACACACACACACACACACACGCAUGCAUAUGAACGACAGGCUUUUUUCAGUUUCUGUCUACUAAAUCCACUCACAGAGCUUUUGUUGGUCUGAGGCUAUAGCAGAAGACACUUGCCCAAAGUAUCACACUGUUGAAUUGAACUCAAAACCAUUUGUUUGGGAAUCAAGCUUCUUACCACACACAUACACACACACAUAGUACAUGACAGAAGAUUAUAGUGUGAAAUGAUUUAAUUCAUAACAUCUUUACAUGCGUUUCAGUGAUAAUUACAUAAUCAUUACAUCAUAUUCAAUGUUACGUGUGACCACUUCUUCAGAACGUUAUGUGCAACCACUUCAGAAACAGUAUAAGAAGUGAGGAAGCAUGUAUGUUUAAUAGUUGUUUGAAAUAGAGACAUUGUAGAUUAGUAACAAGUAUGUAAUUUGGUCUCAGCUUAAUGGACUACAUAAUUAACUUCCAACCAUAUAGAUCAGAGUGUAAUAUAAAAGUUAAAUGUAGAAUAAAUAGUAUAAUAGUACUGAAUCAUACAGACACAUACAUAUAAUACACACUCACAUACACGUGUGUGUGUGUGUGUGUGUGUAUAUAUAUAUAUAUAUAUA
Molecule: messenger RNA, 5664 nt
Organism: Octopus bimaculoides (California two-spot octopus)
Lineage: Eukaryota; Metazoa; Mollusca; Cephalopoda; Octopoda; Octopodidae
Product: GTP:AMP phosphotransferase AK3, mitochondrial
Biological process (GO): nucleobase-containing compound metabolic process
Cellular component (GO): mitochondrion
Molecular function (GO): AMP kinase activity; ATP binding
Source: RefSeq, a predicted model, not a curated record